This is a messenger RNA of Conger conger (European conger), 3483 nucleotides long. It is a transcript of the gene spidr, whose product is annotated as scaffold protein involved in DNA repair. The record is from RefSeq and is a predicted model, not a curated record. Gene Ontology annotation, cellular component: nuclear chromosome; nucleoplasm. The transcript has 20 exons. Bases 185 to 2908 code for a protein of 907 amino acids. Gene Ontology annotation, biological process: regulation of establishment of protein localization to chromosome; double-strand break repair via homologous recombination. Lineage: Eukaryota; Metazoa; Chordata; Actinopteri; Anguilliformes; Congridae.
CAACCGCCGCGCCAAACAGAAAGAGAACACAUGAGAAUGUUUCAGCAAAACGAACUGUAACUAGCUACGAAGUAUUGGAACAGUAUAACCCAUACGCUAUCUUGCUAGCUAGGUAGUUAAUGUUAACUACUUGUAAAUAAAACUACACUGUCAUAUAUUUAGUAGUUGCACGAAGCUAGCAAGCAUGUAUAAUUUUACAAAGCGUAAAAGAAAUUCAAAAGAUAGUCGGUGUUUUUUCUUUCCUGAUGAUAUCAAGAAUGGCUUUAACAAAAGGAAACCUGUUGUGGGCAGAAGUAAGCCUUCCUCUGCAGUCAAGUCCUGGGAAAGACGUGGAGAAGGUUUCUUAGGCACCCCGGCAGCACAGAAACCUUCGUCAACGAAAAAUGUAAUUGCUGCAAGGCAGUUGGUACCAUCUUCACCCGAUCCAGUGAAGGGAAGUUUGGCAUGUGAGGUGGACAUUGUGUGGAACUCCAGCGAGAGUGAGAUGUCUGACAAUGAGAUGCCUCAACCCAGUACAUCCACAGAGGGCCGUGGUGGGCCUGGAAAAGAACUGGUCCAGAACUCCUACAGGAGAUACCUGGGCUUGUUCAGCUCGGUGUCUUCCCCCCAAGAAGAGGAGGUUCAUAAGAUCGACUGGGACAGUGAUCUGACUGAUGAUGGGGAAGAGAUGGACAGUUUGGCUGAAAUCUCAGACUCUGGUUCUUCUUCCAAGGAAAAAAAGCAAUCACCAAAAGUAAUUUUGGCUCCAGAUGCGGAGAUCUCGGACUUCUCUGACGGUGAGAGAACCGAGCGUGCGGCCCAGGCCAGAUGUGAACACGUUUCCUGGAAACCAGGCGGGAACAACAGCAGGUCUGCCAGUGACUGGGUCAGGUCCGCACAGGCAAUGCUCCGGACGCCUCAGAAACAAGACAGCAGCCACAUCAAGUCCCCAGAAGACUCCACUAAAAAGAAGAAAUUUCUAAGGGGGGGUCUGGCAGAGAGACUGAGUCGCCUGCAGUGCAGACAGAGAUCUGCCAUCAGCUUCUGGAGGCACCAGUCCAUCUCCGACUGUACAACCCCAGCGGGUGGCAAAGCUGGCGUGCUGUCGCUGCAGCUGCUGUCCGUGUGGGAGGACUGUGGCAUGCACGCAGCCUUGUGUCAGGAGGCCGAGACCAGCGCCCCCCCCUGCCCGCCUGGCACAGCGCAGCUCCUGGUCCUCUUCAGCAAGGACACAGCAGCCCACCUGGCGCCCAGCCCCGGAGACACCGUGCACGUGUACCCACAAUGGCAGAAACUGAUGAUGGAAGGCGAAGGCAAUCCUGUCAUCCUCAACACACACUUCAGCCAGAAGGUCCUGGAGGACAGGGCCCGUACAGGAGGGCGAGUCUCAACUGGAAAAUGCGCCCCGUACCCUUUGACUAGGGUGUUCCAUCUGACAGAGCGAAAUGCCGUCUCUGAGGAAAACCUUGCUGCCAAAAAGACAGAGCCGUGGAGUGUGAACGAGGCGGUGUGCGACUCCCUGCUGGAAGUGAUCGAGGGGCACGGUGCGGCCGGCUGGAUGGGGAGAGAUGUUUCAGUGGUGGUGCAGAGGGUCUACUGCCUUCCCAUCCAAGAGCCCUCCGCCCAGCCUCUUCUCAAACACAGGCUGCCUGAGACAGAACCUCUCCAGCCCAGAUACAGGCUGUGCCUCCUGGUGCAGGAUGUCUAUGGGCUGUUCAGCGAGGUGGCCCUCCACCGGCUCUCCUCAGAGGACUGCCUGCAGCAGCACAUCAGCAAGUGGGAAGGAAGCUGGUGUAUGCUGAGGGGCAUGAAGGUGCUGCAGAGAGCUACCCGGGCCAGGGCCGCUGGACUCUUCAGUCUCAUCGACAGCCUGUGGCCUCCGAUGGUGCCCCUCAGAGUCUACGGGAAAGCCCAGAGCAGCCCGGAUGAGAGAAGCAAGCUUUCAGCUCCAAGUUUCUGUUACUUGCUCUCAGCCCAAAGGGGCAAGGACUCUGUAGAGGAACUGCUGCAUCCUGCUCCAGGACUGUAUCUGCCUGCUGUAGUGCACACCCUGAGAGAAAUACUGCAGCGUGUCCCCCUUGGCCAUUGCUGUAGCUUCACAGCCACAGUCAUUUACAAGAGACAGCAGGGUUCCGGCCCAGGGCAGAGCGAGGUCUGGCUGUUCGUGACGGAUCCCAGCCUGCAGAGAGAGCAGGAGGAGAACGAGGGGCUGAGCAGGACGCUGGUCGUACGCGUGAGCUCCUCCUGCAUUCUUCACCCGGCCGUGCUCAAAGCACUGACCACCUCCUCUCUCUGCAGCCUGACCUUUAAAGACGCCGUGAGAAAAGACGGUUUGAUCCAAUGCUCGGAGCGCUCGGUGAUACAGCUGGACACCCUGACGUCUGCACCCAGCUCAGACAGCCCGGGCACUGGCGGUCCACCACUACUCCAUCCUGUAAAACUGGACCUGCUGGGUUCAGCAACUACAGCCAACUCCCUGUGCAGGCUGCAAGCAGGUGUGGUUGCCGGUGUGGAUGAGGAGACUGCAUAUUCAUGGUGUGUCUGUAACCUAUGUGGGAGUGACCGGUUGGAAGCCUUGCAUGGGGAGCAUCAAGCAUUAUUCUGCAGUCUCUGUAACACGACGGUGGUCAACCCUACAGUGAAAAUGCAUCUUGAAGUCUUUUUAAGCUGUGCAUCAUUGCACAGUCAGUGUACCAUUAAAGUAAAGCUGCAACAAAACACCAUCAUGUCUAUCCUGAACUCCACCCCAUCUGGCAGUGAGGGAUACGCUGUGGAGAACGUGCUGGGGAAGGAGCUGGGCCCCCUCGCCGCUUACGUCCGCAUCGUAACGCGGAAGCCGGCACUGUGGCUCGGCCUGGAGGAAGUCAGCCUCAGCGAAGGCUGUUCAAACCAGGCGCUACGCGAGCCUGGCCCCACCCCCGGAGUCUGAGAGCGCGUCACACCUCCCUGGACUCCUCAUCACAGACGGGUCACGCUGACCUCCGCUGAAGACCCACCGAUAUAGCUGCGUGAGCAGCGUUGAAAGAUCUUGAUGGAGGCGUUUCAAAUUACCCUCCUAGUACAGCGACUGCCCAUUUGAACAUUGAACAGGAAGAGUUUGUGACUCGUUCACAUAUAAAUCAGGUCACUGGAAAUGAGAGAUCGCUGCAGACAUGCACGUGUGGUUUACCUGCGCUCAUGUCGUGCCGUUCCUCAGCGUGAGCUGUGAACAGAACCCCAGGUGCCCUCUGAGACAACUGCGCCACAACUGCAUUAUAUUCGUUAAUCACUCACCUCGCUCACAUUUGGGUCCACUGUCUCAUUGCACUUAGUCUUUCCUCGUUAAACUUUUAACAGCUUCCUUCCUUACAGUGGGUAAGCUACAUCGUUUGUAUAUAUAGAAAAUAUAAAGGGUUACUUUACCAAAGGUAUUGGCUGUUACCCUAAAAAGACCAAGUGUGAGUUGAUUCUCCUUGGCAUAUGUGAAUGUGUACAUUGUUGUACUAAUAAACUACAUGGAAUUGA